Chrysoperla carnea is the source of this 2161-nucleotide messenger RNA. It is a transcript of the gene PAPLA1, whose product is annotated as phospholipase DDHD2. Gene Ontology annotation, cellular component: COPII-coated ER to Golgi transport vesicle. The record is from RefSeq and is a predicted model, not a curated record. Lineage: Eukaryota; Metazoa; Arthropoda; Insecta; Neuroptera; Chrysopidae. Gene Ontology annotation, molecular function: metal ion binding. The coding region runs from base 96 to 2000 and encodes 634 amino acids. The transcript is spliced from 4 exons.
AUGAGAACUUUUCAAUAUCAUUUAUAAUUUUUAUUAUUUAAUUACUGUGAUAUUUUUGUUAAUGAAUGUAUUAAAUUUUAUUAUAAUUAUUAAAAAUGUUAUCAAAUCAAAGUAAUUUAUUAACUAGUGAUAUAACGGCAUCAACUGAGGAUAUUAAUAAUAGAGAAUUCAUACCAAUUACAUAUCAUUGGUUUUAUAAAACAGAUACUGAUGGAAAAAUUACAUGGGACGCAUUUUCCAAAAAGGAUUCACAUAAUAUUGAAUUAGCGUACUUAAAAAAAGAUGGCUCUUCCACACACAUAAUUCAAACAAAUGGUGGUCGUUAUGACGUAAACAUAAAAGAACGCACCCGCACAAGUGUUUAUUGGAAAGAAGCCGUCUCAGAAGUGAGGCGUUGUUCAUGGUUCUACAAAGGUAACAUAGAUGGCCGCUUCAUCCCAUACACCGAAGAUAUCGGUGACCAACUCGAAACCGAAUACAAAAAAGCAUAUCAGGCAAAUGAAUGGCAUCAUACGGUUAAUUUACUUAAUGGGGAAGUUGUUAUAUUCCACGGCCCUGAUAUUUUAGUUCAUUUUAUUAAACAAAUCAACGUUGAUCCAUCUCAACAAGCGAAUCAAGCGAUUACGGCGAAUAUAAAUUUAAUAAACGAUAUUGAAAUUGACACGGGUAACGUAAAUAAUGCAGACGUAUCGUACACGCGACCCCGGGUCGUAAAAAGAGGUGCUUUCGAUGAUAUUUUUGACAUAGACGAAGUAGGGGAAGAUGAUAAUAUAGAUCACUUAAUAUUUAUGGUACAUGGCGUUGGAUCACGAUGUGAUCUUAAAUUUCGAUCGUUAGUUCAAGUCGUUAAUGAUUUUCGACAAAUUUUAUCCCAAUUAAUUAAAUCUCAUUAUAAGACAUCGUACGAGAAUGGAAGUGUAUCUCGAAUUGAAAUUUUACCGAUUAGUUGGCAUGAUAAAUUACAUUCGGAUGAAGAAACGGGUAUCGAUCAAAAAAUGAAAAAUAUAUCUUUAGAAAGUAUUCCGUUACUUCGAGACUUCACGAAUGAUACAAUCUUGGAUGCUCUCUGUUAUACGUCCCCUAUUUACUCCCAAACGAUUAUUUCAUGCGUAGGAGAUGAAAUGAAUCGGCUACAUAAAUUAUUCAUGUCAAGGAAUCGAGGUUUUAAUGGGGGAGUAUCCUUAGCUGGACAUAGUCUUGGUACGCUGAUCAUUUUCGAUAUCCUAUCGAAUCAAACCAACGGAGAAUCGAAUAAUAACACCAAAGUACAAUUACCGGAAUUAAAUUAUCCCCGUCUAAAUUUCGAGCCACUCGCAUUCUUUGCGCUAGGAUCACCAAUAUCUAUGUUUAUUACAAUUCGAGGAAUUGAUACUUUGGGUGUCGAUUUUAAAUUUCCAACAUGUCAAAAAUUCUUCCAUAUUUUUCAUCCAUACGACCCGGUUGCGUAUCGAAUUGAAUCCUUAGUCAAUCCGGCGGCUUCUAAGUUACAACCCGUUUUGAUACCACAUCAUAAAGGACGUAAACGGAUGCAUUUGGAAUUAAAAGAAACGAUGUUGCGAGUUGGGACCGAUUUAAAACAGAAAUUUAUGUAUUCGUUACGAAAUACAUGGAAUUCGUUCUUUGCGCCAACAGCUCCGGUACUUAAAUCGUCGUCGUCGAAUAAAUUAAGUCAGUAUAAUCUUGAGGCGACAGCGAUACCUGAGAAUGAGAAUGAAAAUGUGAUUGAUAACAGUGAUAAUGAUGGAAAUAAUGCACAUCAUAAGGAGAAUAUCGAUCUAGGAAUGUUGAAUGGGGGGCGAAGGAUUGAUCAUGUUUUACAAGAAGCACCGGUUGAGUUCUUUAAUGAGUAUUUGUUUGCGUUACAAAGCCAUGUAUGUUAUUGGGAAUCCGAAGACACAAUUUUAUUAAUAUUAAAAGAAAUCUACGACUCAUUAGGAAUGAAAGCUGAUAAUCAAAUACCUCAACAAACCAUGACUAUACAGCCAGAUGAUGAUGAUUAAUCAUAGUAGUUAAUAAUUACAGUAGAACCUCGAUAACAUGUAACAUAAACUACAUAAUAUUUACAAACUAAAGCUUUAAUUUAAACUUUAGCCCUAAAUCCUCAACUUAUCGAGGUUUUAUUGUAAUAAAUUUAGGUAAAUUAUGUUGUAAAUUAAUUUAA